AGUACCCGAGCAGCUCUCGCCGCGUACGGUUGAUGUUGCCGCUGGUGUUGCGUCGUCCAGUCUUUUGACCGCCACCGUGUGCCGAGAGGCGGUGUGAGUGUGAGCGAGAGAGAGAGAGUGAGAUAGUGAGCAAGACGAAGUGUGAGCGAGCGAGUGGGAGAGUGCACGCCGCGCUAGACCAGCUCCCUCCCGGAUGGCAGGCGUCGAGACGCGCUGCCUGGAGCAGCGGUGAAGACGGUUGAGGGAGAAGUUUUCAUUAUUGUCCAGAACUACCAGCUGCGCUCAGCUGCGCUCAGCUGCGCUGUGUGGUCGUGUUGUGAGCCGCGCGGAGUGUUGGUGCGUCAGUGUGAGAGUUCCGCGCAGCCGUGUGUGUGAGUGUGUUGCCUCUCUGGAUUUACGGUUUCAUUCACCUCUUGGAUUACUCGCCGCUCUGGAGAAACAGAUGACUCGGCGACGCUGUGCUCGUGGCCGGGCGUAGCGCUGCGUCGCGGCGCCUAGAGGAGACGCCGGCAGGAGCAGCGGCGGCAGCAGCAGUGGCAGCCAUGACGCCGGCCGCGCCGCCGCGCCGCCCCCUCCACCGCUGAGCCGCGCGCUCCUAUCGGCACCGCGCGACGCCGAGGCGGGACGCGCCCCGGCCGACGGCUACCUGGCUCAGUGCGCCCCUCACCUCCCCGUGGUGCGGGACCGGCCGGCGACAUGGAGACGGACGUGGGCCAGGACUUCCAGGACUUCUGGGCCGAGUACAAGAUCCUGCAAGACAAGGGCCACGACGAGGAUGACUACGGCAACGGCAGCGAUGACGGUGAACAGGAGGCCGAGUGGUUGGUGUCGGCGGGGCUGGAGCCGCUGACGGCGCCCUUCCGCGCGGGCCGCGAGCUGCCCGACUGCACGCUGGAGCCCGCGCUGCGCCUGCUGCCGCGCCACCAGGCCGAGGCCGUGCGCCGCCGCGUGCGCUCCCUCAACCACACCGUGCGCCAGCGCGGCCGGCGCCGCCAGCGCAAGCCCGACAUCAGGGACGUGUUCCGCGACCGCGACCUCGAGAACUCCAGCACGGGCACGCGCUCCCGCAGCGCCACGCCGGACUCGCUGGACUCGGAGCUGCCGCUCGAGGAUGCCGCCCUGGCGUGGUCCUCGCCGCACAGCUCGCCGCAGGACCGAUCGCCGCCCACGCCACACUCUGUGCACUCCGUGCACUCUGUGCCGCACUGGGCCGCGGGCACCGACCGAGGAUCGCCCCCCACGCCACCACCCAGCUUCGUGCAGCUCUUCCACCCCGUCAACAUGCGCGCGGCGCUCGGCGCCCACAAGGCGGUCCGCAGGCUGCCCAGCGCCCCCGCCGGCGACGUCCUGCCGGUGCACGAGCUGUUCCGCGGUGCCUUCCGCGGCUCCUUCUAUGGCGGGGACAUCGUGGCCUCCGACUGUGCGGAGGGGAUUGAAAUGAUCAACUAUCAGCGAAUUGGAUCCAUGCACUUGUCCAAGCACAGGACUAGAUCUCGGUUACCAGAGUGUGACAGGUCAUCUGAUCACACACUGAGUUCCUCAGCUCCUUGUAGCAAUCAUGAUCUCUCACAUGAUAUUGAAACUAAUCAUAAAAGUAGCUUACAUAAUCGUCUCAUACCCCAUGCAUCAAUAACUCGAAGUCAAAGCAGCGUUUAUGAAAGGGAGAGAGAGGCCCAGCAGGAAUCAAGGCGUACCCGUUCUGGAUCUCAAGGGCACCUAAGCUUUGAAGAAGUUUGCAGACAACGCACACUGGAUUCUUCAAUUAUAACGGGGCCUUCGUCUUUCACUUCUGAAAAACCAGAAAGUGGUAGAACCUGGAUGGAAUUCCUCAGUGAAGCAGAUCAUCAGAAGCUUCAUCCACUCUUACUAUUAGAAGUUACAGCUCUUUUUGAUAGCUGUGGGCUAUCUUUCAGAAAAAGAAAGCCAAGCAAGAGAAAGCGCAAAGAAGAAGGAAAUAUUUUCGGUGUUUCCAUUACCACGUUACUGGAGAGAGAUAGACAGCAGUGCUCAGAGAAUUCAAAAGUGCCCCUCUUUGUGCAAAAGCUUGUCCACCAACUGGAGAAACGAGGGUUGCAAGAAGAGGGUGUUUUGAGAGUUGCUGCACAUCGCCUAAAAGUUGAAACAUUAACAACUCACUUGGAAGAAAGUUUCUACUCUCGACCAGACCAAGUAGAGAAAGUUUUAGAAUCAGCAAGUGUUCAUGAGUUAGCUGCUCUUCUGAAAAAGUGGUUGAGAGACUUGCCACAACCAUUGUUGACUCCAGAAUUAGUUGCUCUAUUUUAUCGUACACAUGAACUACCUGUGCAGCUGAGAGCCAGAGCACUUAAUUUACUAGUUUUGCUUCUUCCUGUUGAAAACCGUGCUACUCUCAGAGUUUUAGUUGACUUUUUAAAUCGAGUUGUAGAGAAUCAGGAAUAUAACAAGAUGUCCUUGCACAAUGUAGCCAUGAUAGCAGCUCCAUCCCUAUUUCCUCCAAGGUAUGUGGAAUCAGCAGCUGCAAGUCAUGGCAACGACAAAGCCUCCCUUAGUUCACAAGUGAGCUUAGCUGCUAUUUGCUGCCAAGUCAGUGAGAGUCUCCUUCAAGCCGGAGAGGGCCUGUGGGUUGUGCCACCAGCUCUUGUGGGACAGGUGCGAAGGUCUAACGAACUAGACCGCCAGCGUCGCCAGGCCAAAGAAAGCAAGCCAAUGAAACGGCUCUUAGGACGUAAGAAUGCAUCAAAUACUCUCUCCAAGGAUCAAAGUCAAAGCAGUCUAGCAACAACUGGUUUGGAUGCAAGUGGUGCUCUUAGAGUAAAUGCCCCCCAGUUUGGUCUCACUGAUUUCCCGGUAGCAGUAAGUGAGAGAACCACAGCUGGUUCAAUUGUGCUAAGCUUGGUUGAAGAAGUUUCAAGGGAUCCUGAUGCUGCAUUAAGUCGACCAUCAGCUGCAAAUCGAUAUGAUAGAAAUCAACGUCGACCAAAUAGCAUAUUUGGUCAGAUUAGUCCCGUGCCUGGGUAUGGUCACAGAGGCAAUGGAGUUUUGCAGCUAGCUCACAAUGCCAAUCUCAGUUGUCUCCUCGCCACUGCCGAUUCAGAGCUUGCCCUAAAAACCCACUUCCUAUAUGAAGUUGGUGGUAAUAUUGGUGAACGGCAACUGGAACAGACAGCAUUAAUUACCACAGUACUACACGAGAAUCCUAAUGCGUCCUGGGCUCUUAGGUGUCAUCACAGGAAUGGCAAUAACCCUUUGUUGGAGACCACACAGUCUAGUUGAUGAAAAUUUAGGAACUGCUAGAAGACCCAUUUCCUGGGGUCUGUUUUGUGAUCCGUGCCUUCAAUUUAGGAAUUAAAUUUUGACAAACUUAGGAUUUAGUAUCAUGUAAAAAUUUCUACACUGUUGUUAAAGCAAAGCUUUUUUACAAUGUAGAUUUUCAUUUUAAUCAAUUCACCUGAAAAAACAUUUGUGCAUAGUUCAUAUGUUUUUCAUCCGAUGGUUUUUAGGCUGCAUGAAUGUUGUAUUGUCAUAUUGAGCAUAUAGCCAUAGGAACUGCUAUAGAUUUUAAGAGUGCAAGUUUCUAGUCUUCUGUGAGUUACGGUGCUAUAAUAAUUCUGUAUCAGAAAGUGUAAGCAUUGGAGGUGAAACAUGUUACUACCAGUAUCUGUGUCAAUAUAGGAACUUGCUCAUCUGAACUAACUGGAUUAAUAUUAAUAUGAUUAUUGGAAACUAUGAAAUCAAUAGAAACUUUUAAAUAAACACCAAAGAAUAUCUCAAA
This is a messenger RNA of Frankliniella occidentalis (western flower thrips), 3751 nucleotides long. RefSeq names its product rho GTPase-activating protein conundrum. Gene Ontology annotation, biological process: regulation of small GTPase mediated signal transduction; regulation of actin filament polymerization; signal transduction. Gene Ontology annotation, molecular function: GTPase activator activity. The record is from RefSeq and is a predicted model, not a curated record. Gene Ontology annotation, cellular component: cytoplasm. NCBI's taxonomy places the organism in Eukaryota, Metazoa, Arthropoda, Insecta, Thysanoptera, Thripidae.